Molecule: messenger RNA, 3345 nt
Organism: Terrapene triunguis (Three-toed box turtle)
Lineage: Eukaryota; Metazoa; Chordata; Testudines; Emydidae
Gene: ZNF384
Product: zinc finger protein 384
Exons: 9
Coding region: 1146-2690 (514 amino acids)
Biological process (GO): regulation of transcription by RNA polymerase II
Cellular component (GO): nucleus
Molecular function (GO): RNA polymerase II cis-regulatory region sequence-specific DNA binding; DNA-binding transcription activator activity, RNA polymerase II-specific
Source: RefSeq, a predicted model, not a curated record
AACUUCCAGGAAAAUGCGGGGAAGCUGCGGGUAUGAUUCAGUACUGGCUGCCCCCUCCCCGCCCCUUUUCGGUAUGGUGGUCCUAGUGCCCAGCUCUGGGAUCUGGGGCCUUUCUUCUUCUGGGAGUUAGUUCCGGUCCAGGGACUGACCUGUUCAAGGGUUGGCUAUAGGGUGCUUCAUCUCUAGGGCAUCACUUCCUGUCUAGCUUCAAGGUAUGGGGGAGGUGGGAUUGGAUGUCUGAGGGAAUGACAUGAAGAUUGUUGACCUCUAGUGUAUUAGUAGUGGUUGGGGAAGGAGAAUCCAGUUCUUUUUUCUCCACUAUGGUUAGGUUAUUGAUGGCAUGGAACCAAAUAAUGGCUUUUCAAAUUGUUACAUAGAAUUCCUUAAUUCUUCUUCCUCAGAACUCUGUGAAGAUGCUUUUGCAUCUCAUCAAAUGCCCUGUGUUCAAUGUGCGUUCAUCAUCAUGAAUUGUUUCCAGCAUCAUUUGGGCCUAAAAUUUCCCCACCAUGAAAUCAGGUCUUGUACAGAUAUAAUGAUGCGUUAGGUACCACUCCCGUGUGUCAUCCUCAGGGUUUGUUUUUUUUAUUAUUAUAAAGUUGGAAAUGGAACAUCACAAUAAAUAAAUUAACUGUGUGAAAGUAAGGAAAAUUAUAUUUAAAGUCUACUUUACCUAUUCUUGCAUAUUUAGCCUUAAUGGUACCCCCUUGUACGCACCACUUCUCAACUCUAAGUCCUUGCUAUGCUUUUCAUGUAUGUGCCAGUGAUUCAGUGCUGUAACUCCAUGAAAUGUAAGCCCGGCCUGUGAAGUGUGUGAAUCUGUGAGCGCCAUAGUGGUGAUACCUUGUCCCUCAUGAUAAGCAGUAAUCGAAUUCUCUUGUUUAUUCAAUUGUUUGUUCAGUGCAUGUGAAUUUGGCCUGUACAUGGAAGGUAUUGUUUCUGGUUUAUAUCAGGAGGGCACGUUGACAUCUGUCUGAUACUAGACUGGUGAAUGGGAAGAAGGUCCCAUCUGUGGCCUGUUUGUGGAAGCUGAGAUGAUGAAGGCUCUUCAGUGGGAUCAUGCUGUGGUACAGGGUUGAAGCUCCAUCCCGUAUGUGAUAGUGGUAGAGCAAUUGGAAAGGUUACAUGCAGAGUUCUGGUAAACUAGGAUGGAAGAAUCUCAUUUCAACUCCUCCCCGUACUUCUGGCCAGCAGCGCCCACAGUCUCGGGACAGAUCGAGAAUACCAUGUUCAUUAACAAGAUGAAGGAGCAGCUAUUGCCUCCAGAAAAGGGCUGCAGCCUGGCUCCCCCCCACUACCCCACCCUGCUGACGGUACCCACCUCUGUGGCCCUACCCACCGGCAUCUCCAUGGAUUCAGACACCAAGUCGGAGCAGCUGACCCCACACAGCCAAGCCCCCGUGACCCAGAACAUCACCGUGGUGCCAGUGCAGUCUGCCGGGCUCAUGACAGCAGGUCCUGGCCUGGUGAUUACUUCCCACUCGGGUUCCCUGGUGACCACAGCCCCCUCUGCCCAAACCUUCCCCAUCGCAGCCCCAAUGAUUGUCUCUGCACUACCCCCUGGCUCCCAGGCUGCCCUCCAGGUGGUGCCUGACCUGUCGAAGAAGGUGAUAACCUCCCUUUCUGAAGGUGGGGGUGGGGGAGUUGCCCCUAAACCUCCCCGGGGCCGGAAGAAGAAGCGACUGCAGGAGUCAGGGCUGCCAGAGAUGAGCGAUUCAUUUGUGCUGUCAAACGAGGAUGAUGAGGACCAGCACAAGGAUGGCAAGACAUACAGGUGCCGGAUGUGUUCGCUGACGUUCUAUUCCAAGUCGGAGAUGCAGAUCCACUCCAAGUCUCAUACGGAGACAAAGCCACACAAGUGUCCUCACUGCUCCAAGAGCUUUGCCAACAGCUCCUACCUGGCCCAGCACAUUCGCAUCCACUCAGGGGCCAAGCCCUACACGUGCAGCUACUGCCAGAAGGCCUUCCGCCAGCUCUCCCACCUGCAGCAGCACACACGGAUCCACUCCAAGCUUCACACAGCGAUUGUCAAGCCGCACAAGUGUCCUCAUUGCUCCAAGAGCUUCGCCAACACGUCCUACCUGGCCCAGCACCUCCGCAUCCACUCGGGGGCCAAGCCCUACAGCUGCCGUUACUGCCAGAAGGCCUUCCGUCAGCUCUCCCACCUGCAGCAGCACACACGCAUCCACACUGGGGACCGACCCUACAAAUGUGCCCACCCAGGCUGUGAAAAGGCUUUCACCCAGCUCUCCAACCUGCAGUCCCACAGGCGGCAGCACAACAAAGACAAACCUUUCAAGUGCCACAAUUGCCACCGUGCGUACACAGAUGCUGCCUCGCUGGAAGUUCACCUGGCUACGCACACAGUGAAGCACGCCAAGGUCUAUACCUGCUCCAUCUGCAGCCGGGCCUACACGUCAGAGACAUACCUGAUGAAGCACAUGCGGAAACACAACAUCCCUGACCCACAGCAGCAAGUGGCACAGGCCCAAGUUCAGGCCUCCCAACAGCAGCACUUCCAGCCGCAGGGUGGUGGGGCAGCGGGGGGCCCUUCUGGAGACACUAACCCCCCCAACCCUCCAUCCCAUUGCUCCUUUGACCUGACCCCUUACAAGACUUCAGAGCACCACAAGAACAUCUGCCUCACUGUCAGCACCAGCACCAUCCAGGUGGAACAUCUCUCCAGCUCCUAAGAGAGACUUUGACCCAGGGAGCAGAAAAUCUCUCGUGCAUAGCCUAUGCCCAGGGGUAAUGCUUGUGCAAUGGCCCCUCCUUGUGCAACAGCCUCUGGCCUCUCCUUGUGCAACAGCCUCUCCUGGCAGUGUACCCUGUUAAUGGCAGCCCCUGGAGUGAUAGCUUGUCUUCACAGGCAUCUUAUGCAACAGCCUGCUCCAAAGAGGGGAUACUCUCACCUGCAAGAGCCCCCUUUCUGUGCUGGGAGCCAGCUCCUCACACACGAGCCUUUGAGUUCACACACACAAGAAAGGCCUAAUUUUUGCCUCCUGUAUAAUUUUAAAAUGUGUCUUGAAGGCUGGUGGAGGGGGCACCCUCUGGGCCACACGUGGCGGGAUGGGAUGGAAAGAGGCUGUUUUUGUGCAGAGGGGCUUGGAUGCAUGCUGGCAGCAGGGCAUUGAAGGUUCUGACAGGGUUCACUGUGUGGGUUUUUUUUAGGAUUUUCUAAUGUGGCUAAAGGAAAACAUUCAUUCCCCUUUCCUACUUGUGAAAGUGAGGAGGGGUCAGUUCUCCAGCCCCAGGCUCGGAUAAUUUCCCUGCUCCCUGGGUGAAAGGGAGAACUCUUGGGGACGGGAGAUGAUGCAUAUUCCCUGGGUUUGACAUUUCCUAAGCUGU